Molecule: messenger RNA, 492 nt
Organism: Daucus carota subsp. sativus
Lineage: Eukaryota; Viridiplantae; Streptophyta; Magnoliopsida; Apiales; Apiaceae
Product: chaperone protein dnaJ 11, chloroplastic
Exons: 1
Coding region: 1-492 (163 amino acids)
Source: RefSeq, a predicted model, not a curated record
AUGGCCUCUCUUUUCUCCAUUUCAACUUUCCAAAUCCCAACUUCCACUACUAGUCCCAAACUUGCUCCACCGAGCGGGGUAAGGCUGCGUACAUCACACUCUGUUUCCGCGGUUUCAUCAACCGCGAAUGCGGGUAGGAGCGGGUAUUAUAACACGUACAUUGAUCAAUCAAUGUCGACCAAUGCAUCAUUAUACGAAGUUCUAGGAAUUCAAAUGGGAGCUUCACGUCACGAGAUCAAAUCAGCGUACAGGAGUCUAGCCCGAGUAAUGCACCCUGAUGUUGCAUCAUCCAGCGGACGAGGUGACUCGUCCGCUGAGGCUUUCUUGCGGAUCAGUGCAGCUUAUAAUACUCUGUCUGAUGCGCAGAAGCGCGCCGAGUAUGAUUUACAGAUGUUAAGGACUAGGUCUCCGUGUUAUUCAGCAUCAGCUGUUACUUCAAGGCAUAAAGGCUACACGAGCCAGAGAUCAUGGGAAACUGAUCAGUGUUGGUAG